Lucilia cuprina (Australian sheep blowfly) is the source of this 844-nucleotide messenger RNA. RefSeq names its product farnesol dehydrogenase-like. Lineage: Eukaryota; Metazoa; Arthropoda; Insecta; Diptera; Calliphoridae. The coding region runs from base 44 to 778 and encodes 244 amino acids. The record is from RefSeq and is a predicted model, not a curated record. The transcript has 2 exons.
AUAAUCCGCUCAGUUUAAAAUCAAGAGCGAAAGUAAUAACAUCAUGGAACGCUGGCAUAAUCGCAUUGCAGUUGUUACCGGAGCCAGUUCCGGUAUAGGUGCAGCCAUAGUUAAAGAUCUUUUGGCAUCGGGUUUAGUGGUUGUUGCUUUAGCACGCCGCAAAUAUCUAAUCGAAGAAUAUGCCGUAGAAUUGCCAGAGGAUCAGCAAACACGUUUGCAUGCUCUCAAAUGUGAUGUCUCAUCGGCGAGAAUGGUUAAUGAAACAUUCGAUUGGAUUGAUGCAAAUUUGGGUGGUGUUGAUAUACUUAUCAAUAAUGCUGGUCGUUUUGUUGAGGGUCAAUUAACCACUAUGGAUGUUGAGGAAAUACAAGCGAUCUUGCAAGUUAAUAUUAUGGGUGUGGUCUAUUGUACUCAACGGGCUUUUAAAUCGAUGAAAGAACGUAAUGUUGAUGGUCAUGUUGUUUUGAUUAAUAGUACUUUGGGUCACAAUAUUCCACAGUCUGUUCAAGGUAUGCCCAUGUUUAACAUCUAUCCACCUAGUAAGUAUGCUGUAACCGCUUUAACGGAAAUUUAUCGUCAGGAAUUUAAGGGUUUGGGUACAAAAGUUAAAAUAACUAGCGUUAGUCCUGGUAUGACUGAUACUGAAAUCGUUCCGGAGGAAUGGAAAAAUGCUGCCAAUUCAAUACUUAAAUCUGAGGAUAUUUCGGAAUGUGUGAUGUAUGCUUUGGCCACACCACCUCAUGUACAAAUUCAUGAGAUUACUGUGAAUCCUUUAUAAAUCUGUAUUGGAGUUUUCCUUGAGUAUUAAAUGCAAAAUUAAGAAUCACAAUUUGUACGAACAAAA